Messenger RNA from Clonostachys solani, 2874 nucleotides. The record is from the annotation of a GenBank genome assembly. Lineage: Eukaryota; Fungi; Ascomycota; Sordariomycetes; Hypocreales; Bionectriaceae.
AUGGCGGCGAUCCUCGCCAGCGGUGGCGGUUGUGACCUGGUGGAUUUAGUACUGGCAACUUCAAAAUCCAUCUUGCAGAUUGCCAAAGUUCUCAGUGGUCGCCAAGCAGAGAGAGAAGUCAAAAAGCUCUUGCGUCACUUCAUCGUUCACUGCAUGCUGGUGUUUGACCAGGUCCAGCGUAUUAGGAUUAUAAUGGUCCCAAAAAAUGACCUCCUUCUUCGAGCUCUUGGGUUGUUUGAGUCGCUUAUCGCGCUCGAUGGCACAUCAAAUCGUCCUUAUGCACGUCAGCAGCGACUCAAUGAGCAUUGGGAUUCCAUACGAACCCAGAAUGCCGAUGCCAAAUUUGCCUUUGCCAGCCAUUGUUUGGCUUUGGACCAAGCUUCGGCUCUACAUGCUUUGGAUGAGUCCUUCAAUGUAUGGGAGGAAGAUGUCAUGGCAAAAUAUCCAGACGACGGACUGGACUGGUCAUUAGAUGACUACAGCCCACCAAAGGAGAGACGACCGGAGCCGUCAUACGCUGUACAUAGCGCAGCACGGUCGAUGUUCAAGGCUCUUGCUCGAAGCACCAGUUGUGAGUGCUGUACCAAGCAUGAUGCUCGGCUCUGUCUUCGCACAUACAGGACGCUUGAAGUUUAUCAAGACCAUGAUAACGAAACCAAUGACUUUGAGAUGCUCCUUUCAUCUCAUUAUGACUGGCAAGAAACACACAUUCACACCAUCCGAAAACGGAUUGUGCGCUUCAUCGUCGACAACGAGACCCAACCAUCGCCACCACCGAAGAAACCACUGGGCUACAAGCCUAUGCCAGUCAAGAAACUUUGCGAUCAGCUAAGAAAGAUGGAACAAAUGGCCUCAAAAAGACUCGAGUUCAAGGUCGAGAACGGUCGUCUCUUGAAGCUGCGGUCGGAAAAGAGCAAGUUUCGCAUCGACAAAAGAAAAGCCCCCAUGUCAUUACAACAGUUCAUCAGAGGAAGCCCCCGAUCUCUGACAGAAAAGACGAAACGAAUCCUCGCUGUUUUAUUAAGCUACACAGUCCUUCAUUUGCAUGACACCCCAUGGCUUCAACCCAGUUGGGAUUCUUCAAACAUCUUUUUCUUUCAGACAUUAUCCUCCAAUAUUCCCUUAAGGCCUUUUAUCCAAACUCAACUGACUGUCCAAGAUCUGAAUGAUCAGGGGCAAGAUGAGCAAAAGCCGCAAUCUAAUGCCAACAGCGUUGAGUUCCUUGAGAGAGAUCCUGACGAUCUGGACCCCGAUGACCUCGAUCCCGACGACAUAUUCACGGAUCCCGAUGAUAUCGAGCACCCAUUUCCAACUCUAGUUACCCUUUCUAUUGUGCUCAUGGAGCUAUAUCUAGCGGCGCCGUUCGACAUACUCGCCAAGAACCGUGAGUUGUACUUUCCAGACAACGUCGACAGUCGAACAAGAUCACUCGAUGUAGCAUCCGUAUUCAACGAAUACAAGCGGGAGAUUCCUCAAAAUUCUCGAUUCCAUUAUGCUUUAGAAAAGUGCCUUGAUCCCAGGACCUGGGAAGACGACGGUGGUCGGAAGCUUGAUGAUCAAGCACUGAGUGUCAGGAUUUAUGAAGAGGUUGUCCGGCCACUUGAAGAUGAGCUUUGCGAUGCUUUUGACUUUAUCAAAAUCGAGGAGCUCGAUGCAACCGCUGAGACUUUGGACUUCAGGAGCUGGGGACAGGCCAUUUACCAACACGAGGAAGAUUCGUCUUCUAGGGGCACACCAGUAUCUCUAACAGAGGGAACAUUCUCUAGUCAACGCCGUGAUUGGGCAAAAGUGAACGACUCUGUUUCGUCCUAUCUUCCUAGUCCUAAUUUCGAAUCGGGCCCUUACUCAGCUACCGGCUCUGAGUACGUGGCCGCGAAGUUCUAUGACGAUGAAAAGCCUUCCGAGAGCCAUUCACGUUUAGAAAAGGAGGAUUAUAUGCAAUGGAGAUUGAAACAUCAAGCAGUCCUUCGGAAGUUUAUAGAUCCCUUUCUGAAACAACCACUAGAGAAUCCCGUCAAAAUUGCGGUCCUUGACUCUGGUGUAGACGACACACAUUUCUCACUCGACACUGGUCAAAUUAAACUUAAGAGAAACUGGACGACAGCAAAGAAGAAAGAUGUCACAGAUAACGUUGGCCAUGGAACCUUUACAGCUAGUCUAUUGAUAGAUUAUGCUCCGGAUUCGGAAUUGUUCAUUGCCAAGAUUGCUGAAGGGAUUCCCUCGCCGCCUGAAGUCGUUUCACAGGCAAUAAGAACAGCUGUAGAUGAGUGGAAGGUCGAUAUUAUCUCCAUGUCUUUUGGAUAUCCCACCAACCAGAUGGAAGGCUAUGAGCAGCUUGAAAGAGCAAUAUUAUAUGCCUAUUCCAGGGGGGUUCUUCUUUUUGCAGCUGCCUCAAACAGCGGGGCGAACCUGGACCGAGCCUAUCCUGCUCGCGAUCCUCACGUCAUCUGCGUCCACUCAACAGAUUCGAACGGAAACAGGUCGAAAUUCAGCCCAACGCCGCUUGCUCGAGAAUCCAAUCUUGCUACCAUCGGGGAAGCGAUCGAGUCUGCAUGGCCUGUGAAGCUCUGCAACACAGAAACAAACUCACGAUGUGUCCAAUGGAAGUCGGGAACCUCAUUUGCCACACCAAUCUUAGUAGGCAUUGCAGCAUUCCUCUUGCAGUAUACCAGAAUUCACCUGCCAGACAUAGCCCAUAUGUUGAAGCGUCAAGAGAAGAUGAAGAACGUGCUUUUGAAAAUAUCUGACAAGACUCAGCAAUCCAUAACCCGUGAUGGUUAUAGCUACAUUGCACUCAAUCUGUUUGCGGAUAAUCUACUUGGGAAAAGCAAAGUUUUUAUAGAUGAGACCAUCGGGGAGUUGUUGAAACGUUAG